AUGACGGAUGAAAUACCACCGUCAUCGCGUCGUGACAUACCAAAAAGGACUGUUAAAGAUUUUAAGUUUAUAAAAGAAAUUGGAAAUGGAUCAUACUCUACGGUAUUUUUGGCUAUUGAAACUGCUACUAACCGUCAACUAGCAAUAAAAGCCGUUAGUAAAGAAUUGGUUACACGUUGCAAAAAAGUUGCACAAGUGUUUCGUGAAAAAGAAAUAUUAGCACGUCUGAUGGAUAGUUCUUAUAUUGUAAAAUUAUAUUGUACAUUUCAAGAUGAAAAAACAUUAUAUUAUGGACUCACCUAUUGUCCGAAUGGUGAUCUGCUUCAUCACAUAACAGAACUAAAAUAUUUUCCCGAGAAUGUGACACGGUUUUAUACAGCCGAAAUCUUAGAAGCAAUUGAAUAUAUACAUUCGAAAAAAGUCAUUCAUCGCGAUCUUAAACCUGAAAAUAUUUUAUUAACCGAUACUUUUCAUAUACAAUUGACAGAUUUUGGAUCUGGAAGGAUAUUGGAUGAUGAACAAAUCCAACAACGAUCUAGUAACACUGACGAUAGUAACAUUGGUGAUGAAAAGAAGCUAAAACGAUUAAAUUCAUUUGUUGGCACAGCACAAUUUGUUGCACCAGAAAUACUCAGUAGAAAACCAGUUCAUUAUGGUCAUGAAUAUGAUAUUUAUAACGCUGUUGCUCGUGCUGGUUACACAUUGGCGGAUGAUCUCCCACCACUGAUUGCGGAUAUUAUCCGUAAAUUAGUUGUUCUUACACCAAGUGAACGUUUGGGCUCAGAAGAAACUGGUGGUUUUAUCUCAUUGAAAUCACAUGACUUUUUUAUUGGAGUACCUUGGAAUAAUUUACAGAAAGAAAUAUCUCCAUUACGAUCAAACGAUUCGUCAAAUAUAAACUCAUUCACCAUCAGCGAUGAAGAUCUGAAAAAUAUGAAACCGGGAUAUGAUGGAGAUGUUCAAGCUCGAUUGAUUGGAUUAAAAAUGGCCGAUAAUAACGACACAGGAGCAAAAAUAACAUCUGCCAUAGAUAAACAAUCCACAUCGUCAACACAAAAUAAAAACUCAUCAACAUCAAGCUCAUCUUAUAGUUCUCAAUCUUCGAAUAAUGCCGCUGUGAAUUCAUCAAAUAUCGAUGGUGUUAAUCUAAAUAGGAAUAAUAACAACAGUAGCAAUUUAAUUUUAUCAAACAAAUCAUCAUAUGUACUUUCAAAUCGAAAGACUGAUGAACUACGUAUUGAGCAGAAAGAUUCAAAAACAUUUCUUGUUAACGUCCCUGGACGAUCGUAUCAUCUAACUGAUCCAAAUCACAAUGCAGUCGGAUGGUGUCAAGAUUUAUGUGAUAUUCACAUUGAAUACUACGGCUCUAACCCAUUAGCGAAAAUUGACUCAUAUUACUUCAUGUCUCAAUAUAUUUAUUUUGUAGCCACGAAUUAUAAUGAUGAUAGGGCGUAUCAGACAAGUGUUGAAGAUGUUAGCGAAGAAACACGAUAUAUAUUGGAAGAAUUUAUUCUCGAACGAGCUGCUGAUGAUGGUGUCGAUCUUGGUCUUGUCAAACCUAUACUCGAUUUUGAUCCAUUAUCAUUACCGCAAUAUCGACAAAUACAAAUGAUUGCACAAACAUUACGUUUGAUUGGUGAUGAAUUAGAUCAAGACAUACGUCUAAAAAGUAUGGUUGAACAGGUUCCACUUCAUAGUCCAUAUGAGACAUUUAGUGAUGUUGCCAAAGAAUUAUUCAAUGAUGGUAUUUAUAAUUGGGGACGCAUCGUAACAUUGUUUUAUUUUGCAUAUAAACUUAUUAUGAAGUCAUUAACAGAAGAAACGUCAGUAAUGAAAAUGAUUGUCGACUGGACGGUUCGUUUUGUACGAGAAAUCGUUGCACCAUGGAUUGUAAGAAAAGGUGGAUGGUUUGUUAUAUUACGUGAUUGUGGACCAAAUUCGAAACUGUCGACAAUUGGUAUACUGUUAAGUGGUGUAUUAGCAACGUUUGUUGUAGCUCUAUAUUUUAUGAGACGUCCAUAA
Didymodactylos carnosus is the source of this 2022-nucleotide messenger RNA. The record is from the annotation of a GenBank genome assembly. Lineage: Eukaryota; Metazoa; Rotifera; Eurotatoria; Philodinida; Philodinidae.